GUACUGUGUAGCCACGGACACCUGCAAGAAGCCGGAGAACUGCUCGCAGUGCCCGGGCAAGGCGGAAGCCAACGAGGAGGCUCACCUCUGUGCCGGCAAGCCUGUGGAGAAGGCAUCAUUGACCUUCCAGGAUGCCGACAUGGACGAGCACCAGCUCAGCGGGGAGGUGAAGAUUCAUAAGGCCAGGAAUGACUUCGACGUGGACACCUACGCCGUGUACUGGGGCAAGAGCGACACCGCGAAGCUUGAGUCCGAUGGGAAGGAGCUUCUUCUGGGGGAGGUGAAUGCGGCCGGGACCGACCUGGAGCUGAGAAUUCCAGCGAACAGCAAAAUCCCGGAAGGUGCCACGCACCUUCUGGUCUUUUCCCGCAACGCCUACGGGGAGUACUCGAGCCCGGGCUCCGCGCUGCUGCGCGAUGCGGCGCUGCCCAAGGCAAAGCCGGGCGGCCUCCUGUUCGAGGACGAGGAUGGCGGCAAGGACAUGGUCCGGGGCCGCAUCACCGUCCUGAGAGCAGCAGACGAGCAGAAGAUCUCGGAGUAUUCGCUGCACUGGGGCAAAUCUGCGACCAGGAAGACAGCCCAGAACUCUUUCAUUAGCGAUGUCAGGAAAGAGGAAGGCAAGGAUGUCUCGCACUGGCUAUCCUCGCAGAAGCCGCCGGACGGCGCUUCGUACGUGCUGGCGUUCUCCAAGAACGAGUUCGGCGAACAUCCUUCGCCGGUGAGUCUGCAGGUUGUGGACAAGACCAAGGCCUGCAUCAGACCAGAUGAGGAGAGCUGUCCUCAAGGAGUGCAGGUCUCUGCAGACGAGGACCCUGACCCGAAGCAGGUCAAGGCCAAGGUGACAAUCACCCCGGCCAAGUCCGAGGAAAAGAUCGACAGGUAUAGGCUUUUCUGGGGCAAGCAGCCCUGCGGCGAGCCGUCCAGUGCCAAGAAUGGCCACAUCCGAGAUGUGCGCAAAGAUGACACUAUGGAGGUGGAGCUGGCCGCAGACACGCCGGUGCCAGACGGCACCACCCACAUCUUGGUGUUUGCCAACUCGCCGGCGCUGGGCGAGUCGGAUUUUUGCGUCUCGGCACCCUUCCAGGACGACCAGCAGAAGUCCGAGAAGGAGCUUUGACAGGUUGGAUGACAGGAAGAGCAUUCCUCGCAGUGACGACGUGUGCUUCGAUGAGCCCGUUUGGGUGCGUUUAGCUCCCUGCAUUGUGUGUAGAUGCAGAGGUGAAAUUGUAAACCGUAUUUAUACGGGCAUGCCAGUACAUAGACAUAUACAGGACA
Messenger RNA from Effrenium voratum, 1275 nucleotides. Lineage: Eukaryota; Dinophyceae; Suessiales; Symbiodiniaceae. The record is from the annotation of a GenBank genome assembly.